CCUACAGAACCGUGUCGGGUGUGAAUGGUCCCCUGGUUAUCUUGGAUCAAGUUAAGUUUCCCAGGUACGCAGAGAUUGUCCACCUGACUCUUCCUGAUGGCACGAGAAGAAGUGGGCAGGUUCUGGAAGUCAGUGGCUCCAAAGCUGUGGUCCAGGUAUUUGAAGGAACUUCAGGUAUUGAUGCUAAGAAAACCUCUUGUGAGUUUACUGGGGACAUUCUUCGAACCCCAGUCUCUGAGGAUAUGCUUGGCAGAGUAUUUAAUGGAUCAGGAAAACCUAUAGACAGAGGCCCCAUUGUUUUGGCUGAAGAUUUCCUUGACAUAAUGGGUCAGCCAAUCAAUCCUCAGUGUCGUAUCUAUCCAGAAGAAAUGAUUCAGACUGGCAUUUCUGCUAUAGAUGGGAUGAACAGCAUUGCCAGGGGACAGAAAAUUCCCAUAUUCUCAGCUGCUGGCUUGCCCCACAAUGAGAUUGCAGCUCAGAUCUGUCGCCAGGCUGGCUUAGUGAAGAAAUCUAAAGAUGUGAUGGACUACACUGAAGAAAACUUUGCCAUCGUGUUUGCUGCUAUGGGUGUGAACAUGGAAACUGCUCGGUUCUUCAAAUCAGACUUUGAGGAGAACGGGUCCAUGGACAAUGUGUGUCUGUUCCUCAAUUUGGCCAAUGAUCCCACCAUCGAACGCAUCAUCACCCCACGUCUGGCUCUGACCACAGCAGAGUUCUUGGCCUACCAGUGUGAGAAGCACGUGCUGGUGAUCCUGACAGACAUGAGCUCCUACGCCGAAGCGCUGCGGGAGGUCUCAGCAGCCCGAGAGGAGGUGCCUGGCCGCCGUGGCUUCCCGGGCUACAUGUACACGGACUUGGCUACUAUAUACGAGCGUGCCGGGCGUGUGGAAGGCAGAAAUGGUUCCAUCACUCAGAUUCCUAUUCUGACCAUGCCCAACGAUGAUAUCACUCAUCCUAUCCCUGACUUGACUGGAUACAUCACUGAGGGACAAAUCUACGUGGACAGGCAGCUGCACAACAGGCAGGUUUACCCCCCUAUUAAUGUCUUGCCCUCCUUGUCUCGACUGAUGAAGUCAGCUAUUGGAGAGGGUAUGACCAGGAAGGAUCAUGCAGAUGUGUCCAACCAGCUGUAUGCCUGCUAUGCUAUUGGGAAGGAUGUCCAGGCUAUGAAGGCUGUCGUGGGUGAGGAAGCCCUCACUUCAGAUGAUCUUCUUUACCUGGAGUUCCUGCAGAAGUUUGAGAAGAACUUCAUAGCUCAGGGUCCCUAUGAAAACCGCACGGUGUAUGAGACCUUGGACAUCGGGUGGCAGCUCCUGAGGAUCUUCCCCAAGGAGAUGCUGAAGAGGAUUCCUCAGACAACACUGGCUGAGUUCUACCCUCGAGACUCGACUGCAAAACACUAGCCACAGCUUCCUCUCUUAACUCCUUGCUCUGUCAAAUGCUGUUUGUUUUCCUUUUUCAUGUGUUGGUGUUUACUUGUUGCCCUUACAAUUAAAACCAGGAAUAGUUGACACUUGUGCCAGUGUUCCAAUGUACACUGAUACCAGUUUUUAAAAUAUCCCUUCUUCCAAAGCCUGGAUCUUCAGGAAAAUAUUGAGGCCAGCUCUUAUAAAUGUGCAAUAGCUGUCACAAAGCUUGGUUUUUGUUCUUUUUUUUUGAACUGGACCUUU
Merops nubicus (carmine bee-eater) is the source of this 1670-nucleotide messenger RNA. It is a transcript of the gene ATP6V1B2, whose product is annotated as ATPase, H+ transporting, lysosomal 56/58kDa, V1 subunit B2. Gene Ontology annotation, molecular function: ATP binding; proton-transporting ATPase activity, rotational mechanism. Gene Ontology annotation, biological process: ATP metabolic process; proton transmembrane transport. The transcript has 13 exons. The record is from RefSeq and is a predicted model, not a curated record. NCBI's taxonomy places the organism in Eukaryota, Metazoa, Chordata, Aves, Coraciiformes, Meropidae. The annotation marks the transcript as partial. Gene Ontology annotation, cellular component: proton-transporting V-type ATPase, V1 domain.